Carya illinoinensis is the source of this 1129-nucleotide messenger RNA. RefSeq lists its product as uncharacterized. The coding region runs from base 104 to 1015 and encodes 303 amino acids. Lineage: Eukaryota; Viridiplantae; Streptophyta; Magnoliopsida; Fagales; Juglandaceae. The transcript has 4 exons. The record is from RefSeq and is a predicted model, not a curated record.
CACCUUUCAUUUCCGAUUGCAAGCAUAUAUCCCAAAAAUCACAGGACGAGCGAGUGUGUGUGAGAGCUUUUCGGAAAAAUCUCUAGGGUUAGGGUUUCUAGCCAUGGGAGGCGGAGGAGUAGUGAGAGCUGCGGCUAAGGUGUCCGGUAUCGGCGUCUUCAACGGUGGCAUCCGCGGGGUUCCUGUCAUGCCGCCUGCCGAGCACUCGGUGCGCAACGCCACACGCCCCGUAUCAGCGAUCUUGUCUUCGUCGUCGGCUUCUUCCAAGACACCCUCUGCCGAAGUGUCGUCGAUUACGGCGGCGUGGGACGAUUGGGAGUUCGCCGACAGCGUGGAGGAGCUGAAGAUUGAGGCAGGGGAGCCGAUGCCGAGGGUAGUAUUCAGAGGCGUACCCAGCUUCCAGGAGGCGAAGGAGGCGACUGCGGAACUGAAAGACGCUCUUGACAAGGUGUAUCUGUCAUCACCAAAAUCCACUGGAUUUGGUGAUGCUGAUCAUGUUUCUGUCCUGUCUACCCUUACAAACCCAGAGUUAGACUCUAAAUCUUGUGUCGUCUUUGAGGCUACACCACCUCCUGUGCCAAAAAAUGUCCUUCAGGCAUUUAAGUUACUCAGUGGAAGCCCUAAAGCUCAGACUGUAGUUGCUUCAAUUGCAUCUGACCCAAAUGUCUGGAACGCGAUGAUGGAUAAUUCUAUGCUAAAGGAUUACUUGGCUUCAGAACAAAGAAAUGACGUUCCAGAACCACAAUCUCCUAAGAGAUUUGAAGAAUCAUCUGAUGGAGGUCAAACUGCGAACAAAGAGAAUGGGUUUGCCCAUAUCACGGGUAUGAUGCGGAACAUUAAGCUUACAGUACUUGAGAUGGUGAGCAACGUGUCCAAUUUCUUUCAGAACAUUUUCGGAGUUUCAACAUCAGAUGACAUUUCCUCCGAUUCCAAUGGAAAUGCUAAAACGGCAGGAGCGACCUUCAUGGGAUUGGCGGUGCUGGUUAUGAUGGUGAUUGUGAUGAAGCGUGUCUAGACUUUCUACGCGGCCUCUGUGAAUUUGUCGAAUUAACAAAUUCUAUGCGUGUUUUCUGCUGGGAUGCCAUUAUAUACAUAAAUAAGAACGUCGUGAAAUUGAAAAAAGGGGGGG